AUGGUCUCUAUGGUCGAGACCUCCCACCCCGAGCACAAUGACACGGUCAUGGAUCCGGUCGUGCCCAAGUCCGAACCGUUGCCUGAUGGUUCGAUCAGCUCAAAUGUCUCAACCCCGGACCCUGAAGUCGAGCCUUUAACCCAAGAGGCCGCGCAGACUCAAAAGAGAAAGGGUGGUCGGAAACCUAUAUAUGCCACCUCUGAAGAACGCAAGCAGCGCAACAGACAGGCACAAGCCGCCUUUCGCGAGCGCCGUACGGAAUACAUCCGUCAACUUGAGACCACCAUCAAACGCAAUGAAGAGCAACUACAGAGCCUCCAACAGAGCCACCGUAGCGCCGCCGACGAAUGUCUGAUGCUGCGCUACAAGAACUCUCUGCUGGAGCGCAUCCUGCUCGAAAAGGGCAUUGACGUUCAGGCGGAGUUGCGCCUAAAGACUGGUGCUCCCGGUGCCGUCGCCAAACCGGCUCCUAAUCCCAUGCCACCCAAGUCGGCGCCAGCUCCUCCGGGCCCUCGUCCGGGACAAAGGCACCCUGCCGGCAUUGCCUCCAAGCCCGAUGCGUUCGGCAUCUCACAGCGUGAAGGUGCCUACGGAGUUUCAUCACCGCAGUUUCAAGCCACCCCCACUUCUCACGUCUCCUCGCCGUCGCAUGCCAAGUCUCCAGGCUUCGCAUAUCAGGGAGGCGGCAUGUCUCCUGUCGGCGUGGAAUCGCAGGCCGGGCGCCCGCAGUUACUGCCGCAGCCGCGAACCUUCAACAAUCAGACUUCGCCGCCGGCUAUCAGUAUGCCCCAUACUGAUCCGUCAGAUGCCAAGCCACGGAGGCCCGGGGCUGGACGAGUCCCAUCAGCAUACUACCCUUCUCCUUUCCAAAAGCACUAUGAUCAGCUCGAACAAGAAUACGAUGCUCAAGCAGAUAUGGUGGAUGAUGACCAAGAUGGAUCUAUUCACAGUUCAUUUGUCCCGGGGUUCACACCUCAAUCGGUUGCUUCGGGCUCACACAGCUUGACCGGGUUCAAUCCCCCUUCUGGCGGAGAGGGUUCAGCCGGAGACUUUGGAAAUGCAAACCAUCUGCUGGGACAGUAUGAACCGAUGCUGGACAACGAUCCGUUUGGACUGAGUGCCAGUAUGCAUUUUCCGACCCCAUUCAACUAUGAACAGAACCAUCCACGAAAUUGA
Messenger RNA from Penicillium waksmanii, 1176 nucleotides. Its product is annotated as bZIP transcription factor. The transcript is spliced from 3 exons. Bases 1 to 1176 code for a protein of 391 amino acids. The record is from RefSeq and is a predicted model, not a curated record. Gene Ontology annotation, molecular function: DNA-binding transcription activator activity, RNA polymerase II-specific; transcription cis-regulatory region binding. Lineage: Eukaryota; Fungi; Ascomycota; Eurotiomycetes; Eurotiales; Aspergillaceae. Gene Ontology annotation, cellular component: RNA polymerase II transcription regulator complex.